AGAAUAGAGUUUUACAGGAAGUGAUUUCUAGAUACAAUUAUCUUAAAAUGCAUGCAAGGUUAGUUUGAGAUACUGUACUUGAAACGCUCAAGCAGUUAUUUGGAGAUAUUUAUAAGUUGAGAUCUCAAAGCCUAUUGCAAAUAUCUUAAAUGCAAAUGAGCAUAUUCUGAGAUAUUUUUAAACGACAAAAAGUAAAUCUGCCUUUUUUAUAGAUAUCUGACGCUCGUUCUGAGGUGUCUCUAAAUGUUAAUAUGGCUUUCCGUUAUUUUCUUUGUCAAGUGACAUUUAAAAAAGAGAACGAGAGUGGUGAUAUGUUACAAGUUAGUCAGGCUGGCAAGUAAAAACAAAGCACUCCUCGGUACACGUGACAGGAGCUUUGAACUUUAGUUUGUUUCAAAGUCGCGACAGUAAUCACACUACAGAUUAAUGAAAGAGAAAGUGCUUAGGCAUCUUAAAGUCCUUUAACGUGUUCGCUCUGUCGUCUCUCGGACUUUACCAUCCAGCGAUCAUUCCCGAUCACGCGCCGCGCUCGCAGUCCGAAGUUAACCCUUCGCAGCUGCAGGUCAUAACAUCCGAAGACACGCGGGAGAGCGGAGCGGGGCGGCUCAAUCCGGUCCUGCUCGAUUGUCACUCUUCUCGCGUCACUCGAGGUCGGCUGGUAUUGCUGAUUUGCUUUGAGACACCAUAGCUGCCUCUCCGAGUACGUUGCUCCAGUCUCGUAAGUACUGUGCUCCUUCCUCUUCAUCGUUGGACCCUUGUGCGUGUCUCUGUUCUCUUUCAAGUUUGCCUUUCAGUGAUCGAGCGGCAAACCUUUAAUUAGCGCUGCGCGUGGAAGUCCAAAAUCCAGCUACUGUGCCAAUCGUUUGAACUGAUGGUUUAGAUUCGACAAGGAUGCUGAUACAGGAUAGUUUGAUAGGUAUCUUGAAAUUCAAUAAAUUGAUGAGCUGGGAUGAUUGACACUUUGUUAUUUUUAUUUUUGAAUGUUUAAAAAUGUAUUUAUUUUUUGUAUUUUUGAAUGUUUAAAAACUCAAGGUUAUUUCGGUUGUACCUACUUAAAAACGGUUUGUCGCUCCUUGUGGGACGAACACCAGUUUGGCCGCCCAGGAUGAUUGCUUCAUUAAUGGUACAUUUUGUGUGGAAUGCAAAGUGAUGUUCCUCAAUUGCCAGACAUCUAAAAUGUUAAUAGUAAGUCCCAAGGAAGGAUAGCAUUUUCUUUUAGCACCAUUUUAAUGCUUACUUGUGUAUUAAUAAUAUGUAAAGUCUUUUACAACUUGUGACAGUUCAAAGUGUAGUUGUUCAUGAGGCAGUCUGAUACCGUUUUUUUUUUCUUCUUUUUUGCCGUGAAUGUUGAAAUAAAGAAUCCGUGGUAAAUAGUCGAUGAGUAUUGCCAGACAGUUAUAAUUCAUACAAAAAAGACAUUGAUGUCCAAGGCAGAAUUUUAUCAUUUCAUUAUUUCGUUUGUACAAUACAACAUAAUACAUUUUUGUAUAGCCCAAAAUCACAGUAGCCACCAUCGAGUCGCUGCUGAACAGGGACCAGAACCCGCACAUUAGAAGAAACCAUCCCUUGACUGGAUGCUAAUCCAUCGCGGCGGUAAUUUACAAAUCCAGUUUCUCUUAAAUUUAAAGUCGUCAGUUUGGAUACAUGCGUUUGGAAUGUUGUCAUGACUCGAACACCCACCAGAAUGUGGAAGUUCCCUUUUACCAGUGAGCUGAUCGUUGUACCGCUUUAGCCAUUACGGAUGCAAUGAGAAGUCAAGCGAAAUUACACUUUUAUUGGCUAAUUGAACAGAUUACAAUAUGAACGUUUUUCGUGGCAACUCGUGUCACUUAUCAGGCUUGAUUUCUCGGUAAGCCGUCAGAGAAACAAAUCGAAGCAACACAGGGCACAUUGCACCCUAAACUGACGUGAAUGCCAAUUAAUAACAUUUUAUAGGUGCUGGAUGGCGCUGUGGUUAGCAGGGCUAAUACAUCACAAGUCGAAAUCAUGACCAGCCACUUCUGAGGAGUUUACCCGCACUAAUUUAAUAUUAUUAGCAAAUGUACGCAUUUUUUCUCUGUUUUAAUGAAAGAGACAAACUGGCAUUCGAUAGAUUGCUGUACUUCAAACGCUUGUGCCAGACGUUACUUCACAAAAAUAUCCUCGCAACGUAAUCCGUUGAUUACUGAAAUUAAGACCAUUUGAAACCAAUCUGCACAUCGUACUUUGAAUUACUGCCGCCAAGAUUUCAUAAUCGGUCCAUCUGGAUUUACGCAUUCAAAGGGUCUAAAAGACGUAAAUGACUAUCAGCUCCAGCCUCCAGGCUCGAGGGUUUCUGGGCCAUCUCAUGGUCACUUAGCGCUGCACUGGUUCGGAAAAUGAAUUACAUCUUCCUGUGGACUCGUAUGAUUUGACCGAGAGAAGAUUGCGCCUUCCUGUAUUUCUGGUGGGGACCAGUUAACAGCAGAGAGACCCAUGGUGAAGAUAGAGAUAUUACAAUUAUUUGUUCUCCAAAGAAAGUUUUCUGAUGCAACAUCCAUUGAAUGAGGUGAAGCAACUUGGUUUAUUGAUGGUGUGCUAAAUAACGAGCUCUCCAUGCCUGCCAGUUUACCUAAGUCUUCCAGCUGUAAAUGAUGGAGUGUGGUGUCUUUUGUGAAGAUAUAUUAGUGAUGUAGUGUUCCUGAUGCCAUGUGAAAGAUGAGUAUCCUGAUCACUCUUCGAAACCUGCUACUGGCACUGAGUCUCAUGCUGGUCCUGGGAUUCCUGUACUAUUCAUCAGGGAAACUGCAUAUGCGAGGAUGGGGUCAGGAAACAUAUUCUGAUGGUGAUCACUUGUUCUCCGCGGGACGAACAUUAGGCACAGUGUAUGACAAACAAGGUUUUCUGGUGAAACUGGAUGGAAAACUUCCACUGGAGCUAACUUACAAGUAUGGAAACCUCAGUGAAGGAGCCUGCAAGCCUGGUUAUGCGGCAGCUAAGAUGAUGUCAAUAUAUCCCAGGUUCUCCAAACCAGCUGUAAUGUUUCUUGAUAGAAACUUUAGACAUCUGGGAAAAAUAAGUAAUUUUGUUCCUCCUUUUGGUAUUAAAACACAGGAAAAAAUUAUUGACAGUAUUUUGGAACAAACCAAACAUUAUAAAUUGACUCCAUCUCUGGACAGUUUGAGCUGUAAAAGAUGUAUAAUUGUUGGAAAUGGAGGGAUCCUUGCUAACAAGUCUCUUGGAACCAAGAUUGAUGAGUAUGAUAUUGUCAUACGGUUGAAUGAGGCUCCAGUGGUUGGAUUUGAGAAGGAUGUUGGCAAAAAGACAACAAUUAGAAUCACCUAUCCUGAGGGAGCAUUUCAGAAUCCAGAUCGAUAUGAAAAGGACUCUCUUUUUGUCUUUUCUGCUUUUAAACCCCUUGACUUCAAGUGGCUGAAGCAGGUUAUCAACAAAGAAAAGCUGGUGAGAGCAUGGCGUGUGACAGAUGGCUUCUGGAAGUCAGUAGCUAUGCAGGUUCCUAAAGUGCCCAGUGAGGUUCGCAUUUUAAACCCUUACUUCAUCCAAGAGGCUGCUUUUCGCUUCAUCGGACUGCCACUGAACAAUGGAAUCAUGGGAAGAGGGAAUAUACCAACACUGGGCACUGUUGCAAUAACUAUGAGUCUUCAUAACUGUGAUGAAGUGGCAGUAGCUGGAUUUGGUUAUGAUAUGAACAACCCUUUUGCUCUUCUGCACUACUAUGAAAAUGUCAAGAUGUCCACCAUUAAAGAGUCAUGGACCCACAACAUCCCAAAGGAGAAGGAGUUUCUCAGAAAACUUGUAAAGGCCAAAGUCAUCACAGAUCUUACAAAUGGAAUUUGAUUCUUCUACAAAAAAACAACAAAAAAAAAAAAACAACUCCUUUCCUGUUGGAGAUUGGCUUGCAUGAAGGAACAUGCAGAGAGUUACUUUUAUUUUAACUUUGUGGUGCCUAGAAGAGACAAACUGGAAAGUCAGACCAGCCAUGCAUUUUACUGGAACUCUCCGAGCCCAGUGGAUUUUACUUUUAGUACUCAAUUUUAGGCCGAUGCAACUGGAAGUAGGUUGGUGGUGAGGGACCGUUAGACUUUUAUCUUUAAGACUUAAGUAUUUAAUUCUUAUUUAAUAUGAAAAAUAAAUCCACAAUACUGUUGGAUGUGCCAAAUGUACCUCUGGAGAUGAUGCCCUCCAAAUUUGCUUGAAUGUAUAUGUACAAAAAAUAAUUAUGGUAUUCAUUUGUUCAUCUAUACAGUACAUGUAUGUUUUGAUUUAUUUUAUAUAUAUAUAUAUAUAUAUAUAUAUAUAUAUAUUUGUUUGUUUAUUUUUGUGUGUGUGUGUGUGCAGUGCCCUUUUGGAACUACUAAUAUGGGUGUGUCUCUGUCCUGGCAUCAACGAACAUCCCCUGCUGCUAUUAUUAAAAAGGGCCAAGUGCACUCUUUUAUGUUGAUUUUGUUUUUAAAAGAAUGUCCCAGUCCCAAUCAUUCUCUCUAUUCUCUAAGAAGGCAAUCUUUGUUCUAGAUGCAAUCCGCCAACCUUUGUGAAGGCUGAUAUUUUAUUAAAUCUGAAUGUCAGGUUUUACAAGAAUAAGCUGAAGAACUAACUGAAGGAAAGGACAAGAUGUGGAGCAAAGCAGAUCAUGUGUUUUGGUAACUGUAACCUCACUAACCCCACCACCAACAUGAUCUAUCUACUUCCCAUUCUUCAUACUCUAGCCAUGCUUGAGCCAUGCUGAAGUCUUUGAAAGCCAGUACCAAUAUGAAUACAAAUCAGUAUUAUUUUGAAAGAGAUGGAAAAGAGAAAACUGUAUUUGUUUUAGAAAACGGAAAGAAGGUGGCCAAGCAGACUUGGUGUAGGAGCUAUUAUUGUUCAAGAACAAGUCCUUCGCUGUAUCCUGCCAUGACCUGAGCCAUCAGUCUGCUCUAUUGAAGAAUACAAGAUCCUGGUGUUGUCAUGGGUCAGAUACCAAGCUGCUGUUUCUGAGUGACAAGAGACUGGAUAAUCUGGACCAGAUGGGAAAUGAACAGUAGAACUGUAAACACAGAUAUGUUUUUGUUUUUUUUUUCUUUCUUAUUUGUCCCAUUGUGCUUGGAAGAGGAUGUUGGGAACCAAGAAUGAUUACAGUCACUAUAUUAUAAUGUAUUAAAAGACUUUUUAACAUUAGAAAGGUUA
Messenger RNA from Polypterus senegalus (gray bichir), 5142 nucleotides. It is a transcript of the gene st3gal3a, whose product is annotated as ST3 beta-galactoside alpha-2,3-sialyltransferase 3a. Gene Ontology annotation, molecular function: sialyltransferase activity. NCBI's taxonomy places the organism in Eukaryota, Metazoa, Chordata, Cladistia, Polypteriformes, Polypteridae. The transcript has 14 exons. The record is from RefSeq and is a predicted model, not a curated record. The coding region runs from base 2677 to 3816 and encodes 379 amino acids.